UCAAGUGGUGGAAUUCUAGUUUUCAAAGCAGUCCUUGGUGGGGAAGGGGUGGGUGCAAAGGCCCAUCCUGUAGUUCUGAAUAAUGGCACCUGAGAGGUGUCACACCCUCUGCCAGAGGGGCCCUAGCAACUGGUAGAAUGUGGGUUAUUAUGAGGACAGGGGAUUGUGAUGGUGGCUGGGCUGUGGAAUCUGAUGAGGCCAAAUGUUAGUGCCUCAAAAGAUAUCCUUUGGCCCCAACUGGCAGCACUGUGGUUUUCUGGAUGGCGUCGGAGGACAGGGAGAUGAUGGAAGGUUGGGGGGCAGGAGAAAGCUGCCCAAACUUCCCCAAGAUGGUGCCUGAUGAUCCCAUGUCGGAAGGGAAGGCAAGGGUCUCUUUGCCUCAGGAGGCAGAGUCCCCGAAGCCCGACUCCUCCUACGACUACCUGGAGGAGCUAGAAACUUGUGAGGACGGAGGCUGCCCAGGGCCGCCUAAGUCACUGUCCUCCAAGGCCGGCCCCGCCACCACCAAGGGACAGGCAGGAGAUGGACCUGAACUCGCGGAGCUGCUCCCGGCCCCAGGCACGGCGGCGGCCCCAGGGACCCCAGGGCCCGAGAGCAACGCUGAAAUGGAGCUGGAGAAGAUGCGCAUGGAGUUCGAGCUCACGCGGCUCAAGUACGUGCACGAGGAGAACGAGCGCCAGCGGCAGCACGAGGAGGUGAUGGAGCAGCUGCAGCAGCAGGGGGCGCCCCGCCUGUUCUCGGGAGGCUUCCAGGACCUCCUGCUCCCCAAGAACCAGUUCGCCAUGUUCCUGUACUGCUUCAUCUUCAUACACAUCAUCUAUGUCACCAAGGAGAUGGUCUUCUUCCUCUUCUCCAAGCACUACCUGUUCUGCAUCGCGGCCAUUUUGCUCUGUUUGAUUAAAACUUUAUGGUCAUACUUCCAAGUGCCUCUGCUCUCUCUGUCACUGGGACCCUCCUCCCCCCACAUAUGCAUCCUUCCCAUCAGGGCUUGCUGUUAGAAAAGUUUUGAUGUCAACCACUUACACCUCAGUGUGAAGAAACAUGUUCAAGCCUUGAACUGAGCCUGAGUUCUUUCUAUGGAUCAAGAUGCUCUACUCCCCGAGAGGAGGGCUUUAGAUGGUAGCAAGUUAGGGAGGUAUCUGUGGGGAGAAGGGAUUUAGAAAGCGCUUCCAGAAUCAUGGAAGUCACACCAUGACUGGGCUGGCUUGGGAUACACCAC
Messenger RNA from Camelus dromedarius (Arabian camel), 1219 nucleotides. It is a transcript of the gene TMEM247, whose product is annotated as transmembrane protein 247. The record is from RefSeq and is a predicted model, not a curated record. Gene Ontology annotation, cellular component: endoplasmic reticulum. The transcript has 3 exons. Lineage: Eukaryota; Metazoa; Chordata; Mammalia; Artiodactyla; Camelidae. The coding region runs from base 261 to 998 and encodes 245 amino acids.